Molecule: messenger RNA, 2898 nt
Organism: Punica granatum (pomegranate)
Lineage: Eukaryota; Viridiplantae; Streptophyta; Magnoliopsida; Myrtales; Lythraceae
Source: RefSeq, a predicted model, not a curated record
UCCUCCUUUCUCUCUUUGUUCUUCAGCUUGCCAUUCACUUCCACUGUAGAAACCAAACCAAACCAAACCAAACCAAACCGGACAAGACAAGAGGACUCGCAACUUGGUAAAGCAGAGGAUCAUCGAUCAACUCACGGGCUUGUCUUAUAAAGAAAAGGUUUAGCCUUUAAAUGCUUUAAGGGGGCUCUGCUUACAGUGCAGAUUCUUCUCCUUCCCUCCCUCCCUUUUAUCCAAUACCCUUCACGGGCUGCUACAAAACAAACCUUUGCGUAUGUGUUCGCCUUAUUUAACAAUUCAAUCGCGUAGGAGACCGAACCCGUCCUUUUCUCUCGUCUCGUCUUUCGGAGGUCAGUCGAUGGCCUCGAGAAACAGAGGACUCUGUUUCAGCUCCUCUGUUUUGCUCUGUCUCGCCCUCUGCCUCGGCUCUGGUUGGUUGGCCCCUUCCUGGGUCUCCGCCCAGACGCCCGUCUUCGCCUGCGAUGUCGAGUCGACCCCGAGCUUGGCGGGGUUCCCGUUCUGCAAUGCCAGCCUGGGGGUCCCGGAUAGGGUCGCCGACUUGGUCCAGCGGCUGACCCUGCAGGAGAAGAUUGGGUUCUUGGUGAACGCUGCUGGGGCGGUCAGCAGACUCGGGAUACCCAAGUACGAGUGGUGGUCCGAGGCUCUACACGGGGUCUCCUACGUCGGCCCUGGAACCCGGUUCUCUAGCUUAGUCCCUGGAGCCACUAGCUUCCCUCAGGUUAUCCUCACAGCAGCUUCAUUCAAUGCCACACUGUUCGAAGCCAUUGGAAAGGUGGUUUCAACCGAAGCGCGAGCAAUGCACAAUGUAGGGCUGGCGGGCCUCACGUUCUGGUCCCCGAACAUUAACAUAUUCCGGGACCCAAGAUGGGGAAGAGGGCAGGAGACUCCCGGAGAGGACCCGUUGCUCUCCAGCAAGUAUGGGGCAGGUUACAUCAGAGGCCUGCAGCAGAGCGAUGAUAGUGAUCCAGACCGGCUCAAGGUCGCCGCCUGCUGCAAGCAUUACACGGCGUAUGACUUGGAUAACUGGAAGGGAGUCGACCGAUACCACUUCAAUGCCAUUGUGACUCAACAAGACUUGGAUGAUACGUUCCAACCGCCAUUCAAGAGCUGUGUUAUCGACGGGAAUGUCGCGAGUGUUAUGUGUUCGUACAACCAAGUUAAUGGCAAGCCCACCUGUGCAGACCCGGAUCUUCUCGCCGGAGUGAUUCGGGGCCAAUGGAAACUGAAUGGCUACAUCGUUUCCGACUGCGACUCGGUGGAUGUGUUAUAUAACUCCCAGCACUACACCAAGACGCCAGAAGAGGCUGCUGCUGCGUCUAUUUUGGCAGGGCUGGACCUGAACUGCGGCUCAUUCCUCGGCCAGCACACGCAGGCAGCGGUGACCGCCGGCCUCCUGGACGAGGCCGCCAUCAACAAGGCCAUCUCGAACAACUUCGCCACCUUGAUGCGGCUGGGCUUCUUCGACGGCGACCCGAGGAAGCAGCUCUACGGCAAGCUCGGACCCGCGGACGUGUGCACGCCAGAGAACCAGGAGCUCGCCCGCGACGCCGCGAGGCAGGGGAUCGUGCUGCUCAAGAACGCGGAAGGCUCCUUGCCCCUCGCCUCGUCGUCGAUCAAAUCCCUAGCGGUGAUCGGACCCAACGCUAACGUCACCAAGACCAUGAUCGGGAACUACGAAGGUACUCCCUGCAAGUACGUCACACCCUUUCAAGGCCUAACUGCGUAUGCUCCGACCACCUACGCUCCGGGAUGCGCCAAUGUGGCAUGCAGCGCGGCCCAGCUUGAUGACGCGAAGAAGAUUGCGGCCUCGGCUGAUGCCACGGUUCUUGUAAUGGGCGCUGAUCAAUCCAUCGAGGCUGAGAGUCGGGACAGGGUCGACCUCCUUCUCCCAGGGCAGCAGUCGCUCCUGAUAUCGGAAGUCGCAAAUGUGUCGAAAGGACCAGUCAUCCUUGUGAUCAUGUCCGGAGGUGGAAUGGACAUUCAGUUCGCAAAGGAUAACAAUAAGAUUACGAGCAUCUUGUGGGUCGGCUACCCUGGCGAAGCCGGAGGAGUUGCGAUAGCCGACAUAAUUUUCGGGGUCUACAACCCAAGUGGAAGACUCCCUAUGACAUGGUACCCGCAAUCGUACGUGGACAAGGUCCCCAUGACAAACAUGAACAUGAGACCGGACCCAGCCACGGGCUACCCAGGGCGGACAUACCGGUUCUACACUGGUGACACUGUCUUUUCAUUUGGUGAUGGGCUUAGCUAUUCGAAGUUCACCCACCACCUUGAUGAGGCACCAGAGCUGGUCUCUGUCCCGUUAGAGUUGAAUCACGCUUGCAAAUUAUCUGACAAGUGCAAGUCCGUAGAUGCUGUUGAACAGAUAUGUGGAAACCUAGGAUUCGACAUCAACUUGCGGGUCAAGAACUCGGGAAUGAUGAGCGGGAGUCACACGGUGUUCUUUUUGAGCAGCCCGCCCUCAGUUCAUGGGUCGCCAAGGAAACACCUGCUGGGCUUUGACAAGGUCUUUGUCGAUGCCCGCGGCGAGACACCGGUGAGUUUCAGGGUGGACGUGUGCAAGCACCUCAGCGUGGUCGAUGAGGUCGGGGCCCGGAAGAUCGCGCUAGGGCAACACGUGCUUCACAUAGGGGACUUGCAACAUUCGUUCAGCGUGGGGGUUUAAAUUUGAAUUUCUCACUUGUUUGGUCCAAAAUUUUUUGGGCUUCGCCUUUUCUCUCCAAAGGCAAAGGCAAUUCCCAAAGACGGGAAAUUAUUGAGAACGCUUUGAAUAAGUUCGUAUGGGAAAUUUGCAAGAAUUUUCUCAGCCCUCAAUGUACCCGAAACGAUUCAAAGAUCAAAUUUUUGAAUCCAACUGAAGCUUUGUGCUUUUCCAUGAUC